Molecule: messenger RNA, 645 nt
Organism: Prorocentrum cordatum
Lineage: Eukaryota; Dinophyceae; Prorocentrales; Prorocentraceae
Source: the annotation of a GenBank genome assembly
GCGCGGACGCCCGCCAGACGGGGGACGCAGUCGUCGCAGAGCAGCGGGGCGACGCCCGAUCGCGCCUUUGGUACGCCGCUCAGCGCCUCCAAGAGCCCGGCGGGCGUCGAUGCCACACCCCCGAGGAGGGACAACGCGGCGGGGAGCCCCGGCAAGCGCCUCGAGGCCGCCGCCUCGUCCAGCAGCGGGCCGCGGGGCUCGGCGCGGGUCUCGGGCGGCAGCGCCGGCAGUGCGCGCAAGGGCGAGGCGGGCGCCGCCGCGUCCCCGCGGCAGAGGGCCGCCGGCGAGAAGAAGCCGGCGAUGCCCUCGCAGACGCGGAAGGUCUUCGUGGGCGGCAUCCCGCAGGACAUGCGCCAAGACGACCUCUACACCAUCUUCGGGGAGUACGCCAAUGUACGCAAGGCGUGGCUGCAGCGUUACCGGCUGAAUGGAAAUCCGAAUCCAUGUCCACCGCACAACCACAGGGGCUUCGGCUUCGUGGUCUUCUCCGAGGCGGACGCCGUGGGCCGGCUGCUGGGCCCGCACGCCUCGCGCUUCAUGGUGCUGCGCGACGGGCGGCGGCUCGAGGUGAAGCGGGCGGUGAGCAGCAGCGACCUUCGAGGCGGUUCGGCCGCGGAUGCCCCGCCGAUCAUGCCCAUGGCGAAG